AUGGCGGCGGCGCUACCGGCCGCCGCGCCCACUCUCACGCGCUCCUUCGCGGAUGUCCUCUCCUCCAACUCAUCUGCAACUCAACCCCGCCCCAUAGAUCGCUACAAAGGUAUGCCAGUUGUCUCAUUCUCUGACGAAGAUAUUCAACAGCUUGCUCUUCGAUUUAAAUUUGCGUUGAUCGGUAAAUUCACCAAAAGUCGCCCAUCAAUGGCCUUGCUAAGAAAAUCUUUCGAUCUUAUUGGAUUCGGUGGAGCUUUCACUCUGGGACUGAUAGAUCAACGCCAUGUGCUUAUCAACUUUGACAAAGAAGAAGAUUUUCAACGUUGUUGGUUACGCAAGUCAUGGUCGAUCCAAGGAUCCAUAAUGAAGAUUUUUAAAUGGACUACAGAUUUCCGACCAGAAGUUGAAUCUCCGAUUGUUCCUGUGUGGAUAGCUCUUGAAGGUCUACCGGCCCACCUCCACGAUAAACGAGCAAUCUACUCAAUCGCACAAAGCGUCGGCCCCCCUCUUAAAGUCGAUGCCUCAACUCUUAUCCUCAACCGACCCUCAGUAGCCAGAGUUUGUGUGGAACUUGAUGUAAGCAACCCCUUUCCUGAAAACAUCUGGAUUAACCAUGGUUCCUCGGGAGGUUUUGCCCAGCCAGUUCACUAUGAAUAUAUCCCUCCAUACUGUCAUUCUUGUCUUAGAUUCGGUCACCUAUUAACCGAAUGCAAAGUCUCCCUGAUUCAUAAACAGAGCAAAGAUGGAAAUGCUGACAUUCCCAUCCAACCAAAACCACAAACACUCCAGAAAGCUCAGAUGCAAUCAACCAACUCUGUUGCUCCGCCCCGCAAACGUUGGCGCCCUGUAACUGUGCAACCUCAACAGGAUAAGCAAAUUGAAUCAGAAGAUCAUGCUGAAAUCCAACCUGGUCACCUCUCUGAAGGAGACGAAGUGGAAAAUGCCCAGAACUUUUCUCAAUCCCUGCUAGAGUCUUGGAAGCAAUCUAGUAAAUUUUUCGCUUCAAAAUUACAUGCUUCAGCCACUGAUGAAGCUGACUCCGUCAAUGAGGAUUUUGUUACAGUCACGCGAAAGAAACGAAGGCCAAGAAAGGAUUACUCUCUCAAUUCCCCAUCUGUUUUAACCCGUCUUGCAGCUGGGAAGAUCGCAAAAGUUUCUUUCUCUAACCGUUUUAAAUGA
Molecule: messenger RNA, 1179 nt
Organism: Ipomoea triloba (trilobed morning glory)
Lineage: Eukaryota; Viridiplantae; Streptophyta; Magnoliopsida; Solanales; Convolvulaceae
Exons: 2
Coding region: 1-1179 (392 amino acids)
Source: RefSeq, a predicted model, not a curated record